This is a messenger RNA of Cydia pomonella (codling moth), 3820 nucleotides long. RefSeq lists its product as uncharacterized. NCBI's taxonomy places the organism in Eukaryota, Metazoa, Arthropoda, Insecta, Lepidoptera, Tortricidae. The coding region runs from base 567 to 2960 and encodes 797 amino acids. The record is from RefSeq and is a predicted model, not a curated record. The transcript has 2 exons.
AUUGUAGCUGUUAAGUACUGGACAUACGCACGGGAGGAGACGCGCGGGCGGCGGACAGAGCGCGACGUCAUCGCGGCAAGCCGCAAGCGCCGCGCGGCACACACUCGGCUUCACAUACUCCACCGGCAACGGACGAAUACCGUAAUAGUUUUUUUUUAUAAUUGUUUGGCCGGGAUUCUUUGUAAUUAAGGCGGAAUAAACCAGCCUAUUUUAAUACAGUCCGCAUUUUCAUUUAUACGUCCAGUAGGACCCUAACAUUGGUCCUUUAGGAUUCUCACCGUCUUAAUUCGCGAAAAUAACGGUCAACCGACUUCAAAAAUCUCGGGGCGCUUCAGACGUGGUCUUCAGCUGUAGAAGAUACCUGGUGAAGACUCUUCAUUAUCAUCGCCACAUCGGGUACUCCGCCUAGCAACCGCGCACGCCAGAGAAAAAGAAGCUAUUCGGAAAUUUGCAUUGCAACGGACUUUGGACCCAUCGAAAGUGCGAGUCAUCUUGAGAACAAAGGAAGUUAACAUCUUCGAUCACGAUUCAUUUGUGGACGUUUAUAGACAUACGACGAGAUUGAGAUGCUUUCGGAAACCGCGGAUUCAGAACGCGAAGAUUUCGAAACAAAGUACCACGAGCUAGUGGCGGGGGCGCGCAACCUGCUCGGCGCGCGUCCGCUGCACUCCGCGACCUUGGACGCUGCGCGUGAGGAAUCCGUGGCGAGUUUCGUCGAUGCUCAUCAGGCAGGUGGUCAUAAAUCUAAUUGUGUUAGGUUGCCAAAAAUAGAUUUACCUACUUUUCAAGGUCACUAUCAGCACUGGCUUGAGUUUAGGGAUACAUUUAUCUCAUUGAUACAUUCCAGAGAAGAUAUGGAUAAUAUUAAUAAGUUACAUUAUCUUCGCGCGUCUUUAAAAGGUAGUGCCUUACUUGUCAUAGAUAACUUAGAUUUUAAAUCUGAGAAUUACACUUCUGCUUGGAAAUUAUUGUGCAGUAGGUACGAUAAUAAAAGGUUGCUUGUAAAUAAUCACGUCAAGGAACUUUUUAACGCUGAGCGAAUCAGCAAUGAAUCUUGUGCAUCAAUUAGACGUCUUAUAGAUGUUACUAACAAAAACCUGCGUGCACUUUCUACAUUAGAUGAACCCACUCAACAUUGGGACACAUUAAUUAUUCAUAUGAUGACAGAAAAAUUGGACAGUGUGACGCAUAGGGCAUGGGAGGAGCAUAGAAAUACUCUCACUGAUCCUCCAUCUUUAGAGGUAUUUAUUACUUUCCUUAGCAACAGAGCAGACUUGCUGGAGACUUUGCAAGAAAGUAAAGGUAACAGUUGUAAAACUGAAAAUAAAAAUAGUACCAACCUAUGUAUAGCUACAACUAACAAUAAUAAUUCAUUCAACAAUAAAAAUACAAACAAAACAUUCAACAAACAGCAUAAAAAAAUAUUUACAUGUCCCGUUUGCAAUCAAACUCAUUUUCUCUUUAACUGUGAAACAUUCAGAGCCCUUCCUAUAGAGAGUCGUAUUCAAAAGGCUAAAGAAUCAAAGGUCUGUCUUAAUUGUUUACGGCCCGGGCACUUAGAAAAAAGUUGCAACCUUGUGCCAUGUAAAUAUUGUAAAAAAAGGCAUAACACGCUUUUACAUUUGCAUGAGCCCGUAGCUCAUUCUGAGCCUACGGCUUCCCCUGUUUGUAACUUCGCCGAGUCAAGCCAUGAUGUACCGCAAUGUACUACUGCGCCGCAUGCUUUGCUGUCCACAGCGAUCGUGAAGGUGCGCGACGGCGCGGGCAACGUGCAUACGGCCCGGCUGCUUCUGGACAACGGAAGUUCCUGCCACUUCGUAACAGAAUCACUCUGCGGUAAGCUGGGUUUGUCGCGACGUAGUAUGGGCUCCACGUUGACAGGUGUCAAUAAGAAAAAAUCACAGCUUACACAGUCUUGCAGCCUUACUAUAAUGUCGUGUUAUGAGGAUUACAGCUUUACUGUGAACUGUUACAUAUUACAGCAGAUCACAGAAGCAAUUCCGACUUCUUACUUUAAUAUAGACCAUAUUUCUCUUCCAAAAGGAAUCGUUUUGGCUGACCCUUCUUUUAAUGUACCGUCAGCAAUAGACAUUUUAGUUGGGGCCGAUGUAUUUUGGUCCGUCUUAGGUCACAAUUCUAUUGAAUUAAGUAAAAACUUACCGAAGUUGUUUGAAACGAAGCUGGGUUGGUUGGUGGUUAGGGAUCUUGCCCAUCGUAAAUCACCGUCUUCUGCUCCAGUUUGUAAUUUUGCGCAUGCGGAGCCUAACCCAGAUUUAACUCGUUUUUGGGAGUUAGACACGGUCGCAGCCAAGCACUCUUUGUCACCAGAGGAACGCGCCUGUGAAGAAAAUUUCUAUCGCACUACAACUCGCAGCGAGGAUGGCCGGUUUAUCGUCACGAUGCCGCUAAAGGAAGAUCCUGCUGUCUUAGGCGACUCGUUUCAAAGGGCAAAGUGCCGUUUCCUGUCUUUAGAGCGUAAGUUUACUCGAGAGCCGAUUUUUAAGGAAAGAUAUAUCGACUUCAUGCGGGAAUACGAGCGUUUAGGUCAUAUGACUGAAAACAAAGAGUCUUCAGCUGGCUGUCUUCAAUCCAAGGUCAAUUAUUACCUGCCACAUCAUGGUGUGCUUCGCGAAUCGAGCCAAACAACAAAGCUGCGUCCUGUUUUUGAUGCUUCAGCACCUUCAAGCACUGGCGUGUCUCUUAACCAGAUUCAAAUGGUCGGACCAACUGUCCAGGAAGACCUUUAUUCCAUUUUGCUGCGUUUCCGGCAGCACAAGUACAUCGUAACUGGUGACGUCGAGAAAAUGUAUAGGGCGAUUGACCUUACACCUUCUCAACGCUCUCUUCAGCAAAUAAUUUGGCGAUAUGAUUCCUCAGAGCCUUUAAAAACCUACACUCUUAAUACCGUCAGCUUUGGACAAGCUUCGGCACCGUACCUAGCAACUAAGUGUUUGGUUUAAUUGGCAUCUAGUGCCAUCGAUAGCGACGUCAAACAAUCUAUUCAGCGGGAUUUUUAUGUCGAUGAUUUUUUGAGCGGCUCGUCGACUAUUAAAGACACAAUUAGGCUGUGCAAGGGUGUCAUAUCUACUUUAAAAUCAGCGCAGUUCAAUUUAAGAAAAUUUCAAUCGAAUAAUAAGUACAUACUUGAACAAAUUUCGCCUAGUUCAGAGCCAAAUAAUAUUCUGGACAUUUCAAGCACUGAUAACAAUAGUUCUUCAAAGACUUUAGGUUUAAACUGGAUUUGUGACUCUGAUAUGAUGUCAUUUGCUAUUAGCAUUCAACAUAAUGAAAAAGUCACAAAACGUCAUAUUUUAUCAGUCAUCAGCCAAAUAUUCGAUCCAUUAGGCCUAGUUAACCCUUGCAUUGUCGAGGCAAAAAUUGUGAUGCAGAGGCUUUGGAUUGAAAAGUGCUCUUGGGAUCAAGAGGUCUCGCAGGAAAUCAAGGAAAUGUGGUUAUCAUUUGUUAACACUUUGCCUCUUCUUAACUAUGUAAUGGUACCUCGCUGGGUGAUUGCUGAUAACUCAGUGAGCCAUGAAAUUCACGUCUUUUCAGACGCUUCAGAGCGUGCAUAUGGUGCGUGUCUAUACAUUCGUUCGAUUGAUACGUCAGGUCAGGUACAAGUGCAUCUUUUGACAUCUAAAAGUAAAAUAGUCCCAAUUAAGCCAACCACCAUACCUAGGCUUGAAUUGUGUGGGGCUUUGAUGGCUGCAAGGUUGUGUAAAAAAGUGGUAAGCUCAUUGACUCUGCAAUUUAGUGAAUGUAGAUUCUGGUGUGACUCGACCAUUGUACUGGGGUGGUUAAAUACACCACCAAAUAAUUU